Messenger RNA from Rubroshorea leprosula, 667 nucleotides. The record is from the annotation of a GenBank genome assembly. NCBI's taxonomy places the organism in Eukaryota, Viridiplantae, Streptophyta, Magnoliopsida, Malvales, Dipterocarpaceae.
UUUCAUCAACAAAGAAAGCAGAAACAUAGAGCAGAUGGCAAAACUAGGUGGUAUUUUGUGGCUCGUCACCGUGGUGGUAGCUGCCUUUCCACGAGCCCAAAGCCUCCGUGUAGAGAGUUGGGCCACCAGGCUUGAAGCUAAGAAGGAGACAUUGACCAACCUUCAAUUCUAUUUCCAUGACACGCUCAGUGGCAGGAACCCAAGUGCCAUCAGGGUGGCUCAAGCUGCUGACACCAACAAAUCUCUAACUCUCUUUGGAGCCGUUAUGAUGGCGGACGAUCCACUGACCGAGGGGCCCGAUCCAAACUCAAAGCUCCUGGGUCGAGCCCAAGGACUCUACGCCUCAGCCUGCCAGGAAGAUGUAGGCUUGCUCAUGGCAAUGAGCUUCAGCUUCACUGAUGGCAUAUACAAUGGUAGCUCCAUCAGCAUCCUCGGCAAGAAUCAGGCUCUGGAUAUGGUUAGGGAGAUGCCAAUUGUUGGAGGAACCGGCCUCUUCCGGUUGGCGCGGGGAUAUGCGUUGGCUCACACCUAUUGGAUGGAUAUUACGACCGGUGAUGCUAUAGUUGGGUACAAUGUCACGGUUGUUCACUAGGUCAAUUGAUACAAUAGAUAUGGUUGUCUCCCUUUUCUUAUGCGUGUAUGUAUUUAAUAAACUUUCAUAAAUGUU